AUGCCAACAAGAGUAUGCAUCUUUGCUGUUCCCUGUGCUGCUGUGGUGGUCUUAGUCAUCAUGUCAAAUAGAUUCAUUACUGAAACAGCUUCUAAUUCGACGCGAGUAGAAGUACUGUAUGACCCAGCGGAUGUUCGAAUCAAUCUUACCGAGAAUGUCAAAAGUGGAAAGCAGGACACCGCUCCUUUCAACAAAAGCAGUCUCAUCCCGCCUUUUCUACACUUCAGGGCGAUAAUGGAGGUACUGCAACUUUUACAAUCACUUUGA
Messenger RNA from Cylicocyclus nassatus, 267 nucleotides. The record is from the annotation of a GenBank genome assembly. NCBI's taxonomy places the organism in Eukaryota, Metazoa, Nematoda, Chromadorea, Rhabditida, Strongylidae.